This is a messenger RNA of Amphibalanus amphitrite, 3217 nucleotides long. Its product is annotated as BTB/POZ domain-containing protein 9-like. The transcript is spliced from 11 exons. Bases 232 to 2121 code for a protein of 629 amino acids. Gene Ontology annotation, biological process: adult locomotory behavior; modulation of chemical synaptic transmission; circadian behavior. Lineage: Eukaryota; Metazoa; Arthropoda; Thecostraca; Balanomorpha; Balanidae. Gene Ontology annotation, molecular function: protein binding. The record is from RefSeq and is a predicted model, not a curated record.
GUUGUCUUGCUGUAAAAGUGGCCACCGGUCUUAGUUAGGACGGCCGGUUUGUUUUGCGCGGCGUAGUUAGGUCGCCGCCCUCCUCGCGAGGCCGGUAACGUAAGUUAGGGCCACUAAAAAAAAAAAAAAAAAAAAAAACAUUUUUUGCUGUAUGAUAUGACUUUUCAUUACUCCGUUUCCGUUUUCAAUUUGAAAUGGCUGCUAAGUGCUAGCUGGUGAGGCGGCGCGCCGAUGAGUGACCAGCACCAGGGCCUGGUGGCGCCGGCGGCGGCGGCCGGCCGCGGCGCCAGCGAGGUGAACCACGUCAGCCAGCUGUCGCAGGACCUGGCGCACCUGUGCCGCUCGGAGGAGUUCUGCGAUGUGGUGCUCUCCGUGGAGGGGCACCGGUUCAGCGCGCACCGCGCCGUGCUGGCCGCGCGCAGCGAGUACUUCCGGGCGCUGCUGUUCGGCGGAAUGAAGGAGUCGCGGGAGAAGGAGGUGACGCUGACGGGCGCCGCCGUCGGACCGUUCCGGGUGCUCCUCCAGUACAUCUACACCGGACAAAUGUCACUAGUCGGACUCAAGGAGGACACGGUGCUGGACAUGCUGGGCCUGGCGCACCAGUACGGCUUCACUCAGCUGGAGGAGGCCGUCUCGCAGUAUCUGGAGGCGGCCGUGCGGGCCGGUAACGUGUGCGUCAUCUACGACAUGGCCCGGCUGUACCGGCAGUCGGCCCUGCUCGACGUCUGCCAGAGCUUCAUGGACAAGAACGCCGCUGCCGUGCUGCAGCACCCCAGCUUCUGCACAAUGUCAGACCAAGGCGUCCGGGAGGUGAUCUCUCGCGACUCGUUCUGCGCCGCCGAGGUGGACAUUUUCCGUGCGGUGAGCCGGUGGACGGCCGCCAACCCGGAGCUGGACUCGGCGCAGCUGCUGGCGGCCGUCCGGCUGCCGCUCGUCAGCAUGCAGGACCUGGUGAACGUGGUGCGUCCCUCGGGCGUCAUCAGUCCGGACGCCAUCCUGGACGCCAUUAAGACCAAGGUGGAGAGCCGGGACCGGGACCUGCCGUACCGCGGCUGUCUGCUGCCGGACGAGAACGUGUGCACGCCGCGCCACGGCGCGCAGACGGUCCGCGGUGACAUGCGCUCCUUCCUACUGAACGGAGACACCAGUGCGUUCGACAUGGAGCGCGGAUUCACCCGGCACGCCAUCGACGACGCCUGCUCUGACAACUGUAUCGAGGUUCGCCUGGGAAUGCCGUGUAUCAUCAACCACAUCAAGAUGCUCCUCUGGGACAAAGACAUGAGGUCGUACUCGUACUACGUCGAGGUGUCCAUGGACGAGUGCGACUGGGUGCGGGUCGUGAACCACUCGCGCUACCACUGCCGCAGCUGGCAGACGCUCUACUUCCCGCCGCGCGUCGUACGCUCGAUCCGCGUGGUGGGCACCAACAACACGGUCAACAAGAUGUUCCACCUGGUCUCCCUGGAGGCGUCCUACUGCAGCCGGCCAGAGCCCACCGAGAACGGACUCAUCGUUCCGCGUGAGAACGUGGCCACGCUGCAGCGCUCGGCCAUGGUGAUCGAGGGCGUGUCUCGGAGCCGGAACGCGCUGCUGAACGGUGACACGGACAAGUACGACUGGGACCACGGCUACACGUGUCACCAGCUGGGUAGCGGCAGCGUGGUGGUGCAGCUCGGACAGCCCGUCCUCCUCGACUCCAUGAGAAUGCUGCUCUGGGACUGUGACGACCGCACGUACGGCUACUACAUCGAGGUGUCGACCAACCAGCGCGACUGGACCAUCGUCUGCGACCGCUCGCGCUCGCACUGCCGCUCGUGGCAGGUGGUCACCUUCAAACGGCGCCCGGUCGUCUUCAUACGCAUCGUCGGCACCAGGAACUCUGCCAAUGAGGUGUUCCACUGCGUGCAUUUCGAGUGUCCGGCGCAGUGCGAGGUGGAGCGGCACACGGACGACCCGCCGGCCCCGGAGCCCGCCGAGGACGAGCCUGAAGACGAGCAGGAGGGCGCCGCCGGCCCGCAGACACCGGGGGCGGUCGGCGGAGAGAGGCGCUUCUCCUUCGAGCUCGAGCUACCGGUGGAGGAGGCAGCCGCCGCGGUGUUUGGCGAUCAGUGCGAGCCGUGAGCGGUGCCGUGACGGUCAGUGCGAGCCGUGAGCGGUGCCGUGACGGUCAGUGCGAUCUGGGAAGGGCCGUAACGGCACAUCGUGACGGUCAGUACGUGCCGCGAUGGUCACUGCGGGCCGUGACGGGGUUUCGUGACGGUCAUCGGUAGCCGUGACGGUCGGUUGGAUCUGUGAUGAGCCAUCAGAAGAGGAGAGGAGCGCGGGAGAGGUAGGAGGCGGCUCCCUAGUCAGUAAUACGGUACAACGCUGCGUCGGGGACACUGAGACCCGGGCGGCGGCGGCUCGGGUGGGCCUAACUAUGCACGGCGGACCCGGCUCGGCGCUACGUGUAGAUCCGUUUUCAUAAUUAUUUAUUGGUUUGAGGGAGGCGGCGGUGGCUGGCGGAGGAGAGGUGCGGCGCGCGGAGUGGCGCCGAGAAGAGAGUACCUGGAGUAAGGUCGACCACACCCGGUCUCACUCAGCCCUCUCCCCGGGCGAAGCCAGGAAGAGAGGGUUCACCAGAUGCAUUAUCAUCGAUAUGGAGUGGCUGUAACACAACGAAUAACUCGGCCCGCGGUAGGCGGGGCUGAAAUUACUGAACCGGGUACAUUAUUUACAUCUCACAGGAUUUAAUGGGACAGCUGACCCCACCAAACGGUUCGCUGUUUUAUAAUGUGCUUCCAACAAAGCAGUAGUAUCCCUCUCAGUGGCCUCUAUUUCUCAGAGCCGUUGAGUCCGCUGUGAAUGGCGGCUUCCUUGCUGUGAAUGGCGGGCUGGCCGCUGUGACCGGUGUUUUACGCCGGCUCGUCCAGUGCGCGGAGCUGCGGGCCGACCAUCUAGUGCGAGGAGUGGUCGGUUAUAUUCUCAUUCCCCUGCCCCGUGUGGGGCGGCAGCCUCAGUCGAGGCAACGAACGCUGUGCAUGCAAACAUCCCCAGUAGCUGGCCUGUUCGAACUGCGGCGCGGUGCCAGUGUCGGCGACGCCGGCCGCGCGUUCAGUCCCAAAUCCGCCCGUGAGCUUUUCGUCUCUCAUUCGUAAGACGCGUCUGGUGACCGGUCGUCCAGGCGUGUCACCUGUGCUCGCUAGUCUGAUAAUAAAAACAACUCUAGCUGCUAAAA